This is a messenger RNA of Lactuca sativa (garden lettuce), 3884 nucleotides long. Lineage: Eukaryota; Viridiplantae; Streptophyta; Magnoliopsida; Asterales; Asteraceae. The record is from RefSeq and is a predicted model, not a curated record.
CCAUCUGGGUACAAUGUGUUUGACUAAAAAAGAAAAUUUUUAGAACAGUAAAGACAUACAUUUCUUAUUUUAUUCCAUCAUCCUCCUUCACGCGCCAAAGAAAUUAGUGGGAAAUUUACAAGAAACUGAUUCUUUUUGGUGUAUAAAUAUUCCAGAUUUAAGGAUAUCAGUCAUAAUAUUUGAGAAGUGAGAACGCACUUCAACAUAGCUUUUUGCAAGAACAAAAUUUAACAAGAAAAUUUCCAUUUCUUCCAUUUUUCUUUGAUAAAGAUGGCUAUUAUAUCACGUUUCUUUAGUUGCUUUCCGGGUACAGACAAGGUAGUGGAUGAAGGAAAUGAUAAAAAUGUUCCAUUGAGAAAAGCUCCGAACAUUCAUGGUGACCACGAAGCGAAGGGCAAGAGCAGAAAAAACGCACCAAUUCUAGUUGCUUUGAUGCACGUGGUACAAGUGAUGAUGGGUCUGAUAAUAACAACAGUAGUAUGAAUGGAAGUGUGUAUUGUUGAAGUAAUUAAUUCACCAUAAUGUUUUUUUUGCCAUUUGGGAUCGUUUAGGACUUCAAAAACGCAUUUUUCUGCUUUUAUAAAAGACAACUUUUUUUUAUAUUUGAUUUAGAUAAUUGACUAGGAAUCUUAUCCUAAUCAAUUCUGAUCUUCUAAGAAUAAGGAAGAAAACUUAUUUUCUCCUUAUAAGUAUUUCGUUUUCAUGUUUGUUACACAAUUGGUGAGUAAAAAAAAAUUGAUGUCUUCAUUACACCAUUAUAAGGCAAUUCAAAUGGUAAUUCUAUUAUGGCAUAGUGGACGCAAUGUGAGUGCCACAUAGAUCUAGACGAAGCAAUUUUGUAAUAUAUAAUGUUAUAGUGGACUAGGGAUGAACUUUUUAACGACAAACAAUUUAAAGCAUAGAAAAAAGAGUCUUCAUUGAAAUGAAAGGAAGGUGAAUCAUGUUUCUCACCAGUGCUAGCUUUAGUUGUUUCUCGGAAGUAAACUGUUAGAGUAAUUCAGAAGUUGUUUUUACUGUUUUAUUAGGCACGUUUUAUUUUGAGUAGGAAGAAUAAAUCAAGGCCACAUAAGGAUGUAUUACCUGGUCUCUAGCUAGUAGUUAGUAGUCCCUAUUUUUCUAUAUUUCUUUAGGUUUAAAUACCCAGGCAUUAUGUACAUUGUAACUAUCUUCUCCACAUUGAAUAAUACACGAAAACCUUUGCCUAGAUUAUCCUCUCUGUAAAAUCUUCCCUUGCCAUCUCUGUUUUGCAGGAACCUCGUGAAGAGUCUGUCAAAACCAACAAAGUGGUAUCAGAGCUUUCAGGUGCAUGCCCAAGUACCAGUCUCGAGAAGAGAUGUCAGGAAGCAAUGGUGAUAAAGACGGACAAAUUACCCUCCAUUAUCCAAUGUUAUCCAUGAAUAAUUACGGGGCAUGGGCAAUCAAAAUAUGUGUGUUCAUGCAAGCCCACGGUGUAUGGGAAGUUGUUGAGCCUCGAACAGCCAACACGGUGGUAGAGGCAAAGAAGGACAAGAUGGAACUGGCGGCCAUCUAUCAAGGAAUCCCUGAAGAGUUUGUCAUGUCGUUGUCUGAAAAGAAAACAACCGAAGAAGCAUGGGAAGCCCUGAAAACAAUGUUCGUAGGGGCAGAUAGAAUGAAGACUGCAAGAGUUCAGACCCUAAAAGCUGAGUUUGAGGCUAUAAUCAUGAAGGAGACAGAAAGUGUUGAUGAUUUUGCCGCAAAGGUAACCAAUUUUGUCAGCACCAUGCGCACUUUGGGAGAGAUUGUAGAUGAGGUCCAUGUGGUGAAAAAGUUGCUCAUGGCAGUAUCAUCAAAGUUCCUUCAAAUUGCUUCAACUCUUGAACAAUUUGGGGACCUAGACACGAUGAGUGUGGAGGAAGUGAUAGGUCGAUUAAAAGCCCAUGAAGAGAGGAUGAAGGGGCAUGGAGACACUGAUGAUCGAAAACUUCUCUUGACUUAUCAAGAGUGGUCAGAAAGAACUAAGAAAAAGGGAGAAGGUGAAUCCAAAUCUAAGUCAAAUCGAGGAGGAUUUGGAGGUUCACGAGGACGAGGCAGGGGAUGAGAUCGAAACAACGAUGGUCGUGGUGGUCAAGGAAGGGGUGGCUUACAUCAACAACGAGAAAGGAGUAAAGGUUCAUCCAGUAGCCAAGACAAAAGUGGGAUACAAUGUUAUAACUGCCAGGAUUUCGGGCAUUACGCAGUUGAGUGUAAGAACCCAAGAAAGGAGAAGAGUCAUGAAAAUAAUUUGAUACAUGAAGACAAUGAACUUGCACUACUACUUUCUUCUCUUGUAAAAAAAGAAGAGUCUGGUGAAUUAUUCCUAAAUGAAGAAAAUGUGAGCCCAAAACUGAAAACCAAAGGUAGGGAGGCAAAUCAGUCGAUGUUAUGAUAUCUUGAUAUAGGUGCAAGCAAUCACAUGACCGGUGAUAAAAAGAAGUUUUGUGAUCUGAACAAGAAAAUACAAGGGUAUGUCAAAUUUGGAAAUGAAUCCAAAGUUAGAAUUGAGGGCAAAGGCUCAAUAAUUUUUCAGUGUAAGAAUGGAGAGCAGAAAACUCCAAGAAGUGUACUACAUACCUGACUUGUGCAGCAACAUCAUUUGUCAGAGAGUGGAGAUGAGAUCAAGAUAAAGGAGCCAAUUUUGUGGAUUCAUAACAGAACGGGUAGAUUACUUAUGAAGGUGAAGAAGUCCCCAAAUCGUCUAUACAAAAUAGAACUUGAAGAAGUGAAUCAAAAGUGCAUGAUUGUUGAAAUUGGAGAUCCAAUGUGGCUGUGGCACACAAGGAAUUCCCAAGAUGGUGAUCCCAUCAAGACCAUGUGAAGGAUGUCUCAUUGGGAAGCAAACUCGACUCCCAUUUCCAUCGAGUACAAGUUUUAGGGCAAAGAAAAGAUUGGAGCUCAUACAUGGUGAUCUGUGUGGGCCUGUUACACCACCAACAGCAGCUGGAAAUAGGUAUUUCAUGUUGCUAGUAGAUGAUUUCAGUAUAAUAAUGUGGGUGUACCUGCUAAAAUCAAAAGAUGAAGCAUUGCAGACAUUUAAGAAUUUCAUAACAAAGGUUGAAGUAGAGACAGGUGGGUAGAUGAAGGCAUUUAGAACAGAUCGAGGAGGGGAGUUCCUCUCAAAUCAAUACACCAUGUAUUGUAACAAUAUCAGGCUCAAUCCGCACUAUACAACACCCCACUCUCCACAACAUAAUGGGGUGGUAGAAAGGAGAAAUCGGUCUGUACUGGAGAUGGUUAGGAGCAGCCUAAAAACAAUGAAUGUACCAGAUGUGAUAGAGUAAUUUAGAAGUUGUUUUUACUAUUUUAUUAGGCAAGUUUUAUUUUGAGUAGGAGGAAUAAAUCAACACCACGUAAGGAUGUAUUACCUGGUCUCUAGCUAGUAGUUAGUAAUCCUUAUUUUUCUGCAUUUCUUUAGGUUUAAAUACCCAGGCAUUAUGUACGUUGUAACUAUCUUCUCCACAUUGAAUAAUACACGAAAACCUUUUCCUAUAUUAUCCUCUCUAUAAAAUCUUCCCCUGCCAUCUCUGUUUUCUAGGGACCUCGUGAAAAGCCUGUCAAAACCAAAAUAAACAAGGUGAUGGAUGAAGGAAAUGGUAAAAAUGGUGCAUCAAGAAAAGCUCAGAACGUUGAUGACGAUCAUAAAGCAAAGGUGAAAAGAAGAAAAAAUGCACCAAUUCCAGUUGCCUAUUUCCCAAUUGGCUCAAACUUUUCUUGCUUGUGAAUGUAAAAAAACAGUCCAAUUAAUUACAUCACGAAUUGAGCUUUACUAUGCUCUAUAAUGGAUCGAGUACUGCUAUUAAUGCAUGGAGCUGCUUAUAAAGAAGAAUGAGAGAAACUCUAUAGUAACUAGUAAGUAUGUAUGUACCACUUUAAGGUGAAUAAUUAGU